Molecule: messenger RNA, 780 nt
Organism: Rotaria sordida
Lineage: Eukaryota; Metazoa; Rotifera; Eurotatoria; Philodinida; Philodinidae
Source: the annotation of a GenBank genome assembly
AUGGCUGAUACUAACGAUAUGAAUCCCAUUGCUGCUAUAGGUUUUCAAAAUGCAGCCAACAUUUACGAUCAGGCACGACCAUCCUAUCCAAAUGAAGCUAUUCAGUUUAUCAAGUCACUCUGUCCUACGCCUACAACUAUUGUUGAUCUCGGUGCUGGAACUGGUAAAUUGACGCGCUUAUUGUCAACUUUCGGUGCUCAAGAAAUCAUUGCCAUCGAGCCAGUUUCAGAAAUGCGUGAAAAUUUGAAGUCAAUUCCAUCGAUUACUAGAAUCAUCGAUGGUACUGCAGAACAUAUUCUUCUCGAUGAUAAUACUGUUGAUGUGAUCUUCUGUGGUCAAUCAUUCCAUUGGUUUGCAAAUGAACGAGCUUUAACCGAAAUUCAUCGAGUCCUCAAACCCAACGGUUUACUCGUACUUAUCUGGAAUUUACUUGAUUAUCCGAGAUACAGCUGGUCACAACAAAUAUUAGAACUCAAGGAUAGUUAUCGACCACCUGAAAUACCACUCCAUAGAUCAAAGAAAUGGAAGGCAGUCUAUGAGAACCAAAAUCUCUUUCAAUGUUUGCAGCACAAACAAUUUGCCAAUACACAACAAAUGACUCGCGAGACAAUUAUUAAUCGAUUUUUGUCAAUCAGCUUUAUUGCGAUGUUGUCGUCUGAAGAAAAAGAAAAAUUUAUUAUGAAAGUGCGUCAAAUAAUCGAUCAUACCGAAGAUAUGCCAGAGCAAGAGUUCGAGGUACCAUAUAAUACCGAUGUGUAUUGGUCUUUUCCUCAGAAAUAG